This is a messenger RNA of Lagopus muta (rock ptarmigan), 3919 nucleotides long. It is a transcript of the gene NECAB1, whose product is annotated as N-terminal EF-hand calcium binding protein 1. Gene Ontology annotation, molecular function: calcium ion binding. The record is from RefSeq and is a predicted model, not a curated record. Lineage: Eukaryota; Metazoa; Chordata; Aves; Galliformes; Phasianidae. The transcript is spliced from 13 exons. Gene Ontology annotation, cellular component: cytoplasm. Gene Ontology annotation, biological process: regulation of amyloid precursor protein biosynthetic process. The coding region runs from base 128 to 1120 and encodes 330 amino acids.
GCGGAGCUUGCGGCCCGUCCCCCGGCAAAGCAUCCAGCCCCGGGGCCGGGACGGGGCCGGGGGGCGGCGGGUUUCCCUCCGUGGUCCCGGCGCUGCUGCGGGCGGUGGCGGCGGCUGAGACGGGCGGAUGGCGGCGGAGCUGGGCGCAGGGCUGCGCAUCUUCCGCGAUAUACUGAGAAGAGCAGACAAGAAUGAUGAUGGAAAACUGUCCUUUGAUGAAUUCAAAGCUUACUUUGCUGAUGGAGUUCUGAGUGGAGAAGAACUGCAUGAACUUUUUCACAUGAUUGAUACACACAAUACAGACAAUCUUGACACUGAAGAGCUUUCUGAAUAUUUUUCGCAGCACUUAGGAGAGUAUGAAAAUGUUCUCUCUGUUUUGGAAGAAUUAAACAUUACUAUACUGAAGGCAAUGGACAAAACAAAGAAAGACUAUCAAGAAGCUUCUAAUUUGGAGCAGUUCGUGACUCGCUUUCUCCUGAAGGAAACGCUGAACCAGCUCCAGUCCCUCCAGGCUUCCCUGGAGUGUGCCAUGGAAACCACAGAGGAGCAGACUCGGCAGGAAAGACAAGGUCCAACAAAACCAGAAGUGCUCUCAGUGCAAUGGCCAGGAAAACGCUCUGCUCGAAGGCUUCAAAGGAGCAACAGCCUAUCACCCAGUAACCCUCAAUUUAACACAGGCUGGAUUGAGGAAGAGAGCCAGUGGAUGACCCAGAUAAGCAGACUUCAGAAGCUGAUUGACAGGCUGGAAAAGAAGGACUUGAAGCUUGAGCCGUUUGAAGAAGAAGUUUUGGAAGAAAAUGCAAGAUCUCACAUAAUGAUCGUUCAACGUCAAAUGUCUGUGAUAGAAGAAGAAAUUGAGGAAUUCAGGCUUGCUCUGAAGCAGUAUGUGGAGUCUGCUUCUGCUCAGAGUGGCUGUUUGCAUGUUUCCAUACAGAAGCUUCCAAAUGAUUCCCGCUUCAUUAUUUAUGAGUUCUGGGAGAACAGCAACAUCUGGAAUAGCCACCUUCAAAUGAAUUACAGCAAGACAUUCCAAAGAAGUAAUGUGGACUUCCUGGAAACUCCAGAGCUCAUUACAACAAUGCUAGUCCCUGCAUCGUGGUGGGUCCUCAAUAACAACUAGAAGCUGUGAUUCCAAGUAACUAUGUCAUGUUUUUCACUACAAUAACAUUGAUUUAACAGUGUACAGGUGUGCUGGGUUAGAGGUUUAUCAUGUGAUACUGCAAUACUAUGGAUGUAAUCUCUUCUGUUCUAAAAUAAGGAAAAUCACAUUCAUUGCCUUCUUGUGAUCAGUUUAGUGAAAUAAUGCAUUGUAAAAGCUGAAAAAAAGACAAAACUAAGCUCAACUGUUAACUGUGUAUAUUUAGUCCUGUCACAGAAAACUGCAUCUUGAUUGGUGUGACUGAGUAUUUGUGAAUACUUUUAGUCUCGCAUUAAUAAACAAUUGUUACUUAAUGCUGCUGUUUUCUCCUUGUACCGAAGAAACAGGUAUAAAGUUGAAAACACAUUUCCAUAAAUGUCUAUGUCUAGUUUAGGAGAAUAAAUGAAUAAUUUGUUCAUGUUAAUACUAUCAUUCAGGAAAUUUUUUGCCAGGUAUAAAAAGCAAGCAAUCUUCAUUGCAGUAUGGUUCUGUAAUCCAGACGCUAUGGCUAAGACUAAACCUGACAUUCUUAAAACUGUCACAUAUAGGCACUUGCUGGGGAUCAAGGCAUCUUAACUACUUAAGAAAAAAAUAAAACCAGGUCAUAUCCUCCUUUAAUGGCACAGAUACUAUUAUAAACACAGAAAUCUGUGAUCCAGCUACAUAUCUACUUAAAGGGCAUCCUAACAUCCACAUUACACUCUUGAGAAAUCAGUGAACAGUUUAAAUCUCUCCUGCCUUUAGCAAAGUAAAAGACAAACCACUCAUUUUCCCUUAGAUCUAGUUGACUUUUUUUUACUUUGUCACAACGUCCAUCUGGUGUACUGUAUGUUUUCUUUUCAUUACUGAUCUAGCAAUAAAAAAAAUAAAGUGACCAUGACACUGCUAGAGGCUAAACUGGUACUGAAAACUGACACUGUAUAAUCAGGUUUAUUAUGUUUUUCCAGUUGUAAGAAAUUAUCUGCUUAGAGGUGCUGGAGCAGAGAAACUCAUUCUAGUAGAUGCCACACAUCCUCCUAAUAAAAAUUCUCCGCUUGUUUGCUAGUAAACAAACACUUGCAUGAAUCAUAAAAGCUUGUGUAUUGUUUAAGAGUUUUAAGAGAGCUAUACAAUGAAAUUGCCUCUGACGCAUAAUGGGGAAGACUCUCAGAUGAAAAAGAAACAUACUCAAAACAGAUUUUUCUCCUCAACAUUAGGUACUGUAUGAGGUUUAUGUGGCAAGACUUUAGUAGCACAGUUGGCUUCUAUGAGCAGAGCCCAGCAGCUACCCCAUGUCAGAUAAGAGCCAGCACUAGGUGGCUCUGAAAGGGAUCUACUGCUGGCCAGAGCUGAGCCAUGAGCAAUGCUUGGGAAAAACUGCUGCACAACAGUAGCUGGGAAAGAGAAUUGAGAAGUGUGAGAAAAGUAGGUCUGCAGCCAUCGUCAUCAGGGCAGAAGGAGGGCAGGAGGUGCUCCAGAGCUGAGCAGAAGUUUCUUGAAGCCCAGGAGAAGCUUGCCCAUGGUGUACCACACACAGCAGAUUUCCACAUGCAGCCCACAGAGAGCCCCUGCAAGAGCAGGCUCCAGAGCCAGAGCUGCAGCCUGUGCAGCAGAGCCAUGGUAGAAUAGGAGGUCUGAGGGAGCUGCUGCCAGUGGGUCUUCGUGCUGGAACAGUCUGCUCCUUAACGAUGGGCCCCAUGGUACAGAGCCAUAUUGGAGUGGUACUUGGAGAGCUGCAGCCUUUGGGAAACCACCCAAGAAGGAUUCAUUCAGGAAAGACAAUCUGUGAGAGGAAUGCCACACUGGAGCAGGGGCAGAGAGCAACAAUGAAGGAACAGCAGAGACAAAGCAUUAUGGACUGACUGCAGCUCCCAUUCCCCUUCACUGCUCAGAUGAAGGUAAAAAAAGAGUGGACAGGGGAGAAAGUGUGCCUGCUUUUGUUUCUCACUGCUCUAGUCUGUUAGCAAUAGGUAAUAAAUUAAAUUAAUCUCCCUGCACUGCUUGCUUUGCCCACAGCAGUAAUUUGAGAGUGAUGUCUCCUGUCCUUAUCUCCACCCAUCCCAAUCUCAUAAUAUUUACUCCUCUUCUUCUUUUGAGGAAGGACAGCAAGAAAGGGGUGUAUUAGAGUUUAGGUACCUGCUGAUGUGAAACCACCAGAUUUGCAUACAGUAUACGAAUAGAAUAUACUUGCAAGCUAAUUUUAACUGACCAACCACUGCUAAACAUAAAAAUAAUAAAAAGGAAUUCAAAUAAUAUGUUUAUUAGCACAGUUGCAGGAAAAAAAACCAAUAUCUGUGAAAGUCAACUUGACAUUUUUCUGCACUAAUUAAUAUUCAACACAAUCUCGUUUAGCUCCUGCUACCUUUUGCCACUGAAAGGCUGAAAACUUGCCUUCACCACACACAGCAUGUUAUUUGAGGUCUGAACUCAGGUUUUGAAGAUUAUUACAUUUGUACAGAAUAACUAUUACUAAUCCUUGUCAGCUGAAAGUUGUUGUAGAUGAAUACUCAGACUUAUGCUUUCUCUUCUAAAUACUGUUUUAGCUGAACCAAAAUAAACUACAGCAUCCACUAUGUAUUGGCAUACACUUUACCAGGUAAGACAAGUAAUGAAAAGCUGUAUUGUUUCUUAAUGUUGCCCAUUGUUUCCAGUUAGAAAAGUGAAGAACACUGGACAGUUAUUUACAAACAGCUUUGGGAAAUGCAAUUAUUCACAUUUUGUGAACAGGAAGACUGCAAGAGAAGAGAGGAAAAAAACAAACGUUUAGGAGCACAUAUCCUGACACAUUUGAGAUUUGAUGGU